Messenger RNA from Dicentrarchus labrax (European seabass), 1391 nucleotides. Its product is annotated as stonustoxin subunit beta-like. The transcript has 5 exons. Gene Ontology annotation, molecular function: protein binding. The coding region runs from base 1 to 930 and encodes 309 amino acids. The record is from RefSeq and is a predicted model, not a curated record. NCBI's taxonomy places the organism in Eukaryota, Metazoa, Chordata, Actinopteri, Moronidae.
AUGAGUGGCUGUAACCUCUCAGAGAGAAGCUGUGAAGCUCUGUCCUCAGUUCUCAGCUCCCAGUCCUCUAGUCUGAGAGAGCUGGACCUGAGUAACAACAACCUGCAGGAUUCAGGAGUGAAGCUUCUGUCUGCUGGACUGAAGAGUCCACAUUGUGAACUGGAAACUCUCAGGCUGUCAGGCUGUCUGAUCAUGGAGGAAGGCUGUGCUUCUCUGGCCUCAGCUCUGAGCUCCAACCCCUCCCAUCUGAGAGAGCUGGACCUGAGCUACAAUCAUCCAGGAGACUCAGGAGUGAAGCUGCUGUCUGCUGCACUGGAGGAUCCACAGUGGAGACUGGACACUCUCAGGGUGGAGCCUGCUGGAGUCCGAUGGUUGAGACCAGGUCUGAGGAAGUAUUCCUGUGAACUCACAGUCGACACAAACACAGUGAACAGAAACAUCAAACUGUCUGACAACAACAGGAAGAUGAUUCAUGUGAAGGAGGAUCAACCAUAUCCUGAUCAUCCAGACAGAUUUAACUGCUGGGAACAGCUGCUGUGUACAAAUGGUCUGACUGGUCGCUGUUACUGGGAGGUGGAGUGGAGAGGAAUAGCUAAUAUAUCAGUGAGUUACAGAGGAAUCAGGAGGAAAGGAAACAGUGAAGACUGUCAGUUUGGAUACAAUGAUCAGUCCUGGAGACUGUUCUGCUCUGAUGGUGGUUACUCUGUCUGGCACAAUAAGAGAGGAACAUCCUCCUCCUCCUCUGUCUCUAACAGAGUAGCAGUGUAUGUGGACUGUCCUGCUGGCACUCUGUCCUUCUACAGAGUCUCCUCUGACACACUGAUCCACCUCCACACCUUCAACAGCACAUUCACUGAACCUCUUUAUCCUGGGUUUGGAGUCUGGUACAGUCCUGGUUCUGGUUCCUGUGUGUCCCUGAGUCCUGUGUAGGAGGGAGAGUCUCCUCCUGUCACAGAAACAGAUCAUUUCAGUCUGUACAGGAUCACAGUUCCCUUCAUCUUUCAGCUGAUUGUAAUAAAUGGAUCAAUGAACUUUGUAGAAACGGAUUCAGACUGAUUGAAAAGAUUCCUCAUUGACAUUGUGAACUUCUUCCACUUCCAGUCCUUUAAAGAUGGAAGCUGUGAUCAUUCAGCACAACUCAGUGGAGGUGAACAGUUGGUUCAACUUGAAUCUCUUCCACCAAUGUGACGGGAAAAAAGAAGAUCUCUUUCUCUGCAUAUUUAAUUAAUAUCUCACAAUAAUUCCUUUAUGUUACUAAAUCAACAUUUGGAGAAUUUUGUUUUCUAUUUUGUUUUAAUGAUCAUUUUCUUCAAUAAUCUGUAUUUAGAUAUAUUUUACACUCUGGUCUGUUUUCUGUUCCAAUAAAGCUCCUUUGAAUUCAGAUCAAUAAA